Penicillium vulpinum is the source of this 3648-nucleotide messenger RNA. RefSeq lists its product as uncharacterized. The transcript has a single exon. Bases 1 to 3648 code for a protein of 1215 amino acids. Lineage: Eukaryota; Fungi; Ascomycota; Eurotiomycetes; Eurotiales; Aspergillaceae. The record is from RefSeq and is a predicted model, not a curated record.
AUGAUGAAUCGAUUCCGCAAACACAAGAAGGGGAAGGAGGUCGUGGAGGAUCAAGAGGGUAUCUCAUCAGGAUCAGCAUUCAGUCUCAAGCCGAAGAAGAAGGAGGCACCCGAACCCAAACUAGAUUUCGACCUAUCAGCUGCACUGCCCUCGACAGACAACUUCCGUACCAGUCUACUAAUGCCCAAGUUGUCCGCUCGAUUUAGCAUGCUGAAGGAACAGGACGACCCACAAUCAAUGCUAGGAAAGGCCAGUGAUGAUAGUGUUUUGUUUCCUAAACGCGCUUCGCGACUCAAUUUGUUCGGCCACAACCCAGGCACGCUGGCAGAUAUUGAUGAAGUUUGCUCCAAUGACGGUAACCGGCCCUCUCUUGCACUCGACCGCACUGGUUCUUUCGCUUCCGGUGGAGAUGGUUAUGGUACGGAUGAUGACCGAUCCCAGGGGGGCAGUAUGAUGAGUAGAGCCCGUCGCGCUGAGGGCAAUAAUCUGUUUGGAGGUCGCCAAAAGGUUUACAAGAUCCCGGUCAGAUCGCCAGUGGGAACAACCAACGAUACGUCAGAGGCUGGUCGCCGAGGCAUGGGAAAGCCGAUCUAUGAACACGACCUGAACCUAUCUGCCUUUCAGCGGUUGCGCCUCAAGGAGAAGGAAGAACGAACGGCAGAGGCUGCCCGGGAAUCUGGAUACGCUGCCUCAACCGCCUCAUCUAACAGCCGGGCCACAUACUCCUCCACCGCAUCUGGGCCUCUGUCAACAGUUCCAACAUCAAAUGGGGCCGCCUCGGCCGAUGAGUCACCGUUCAACACGUCCCAAUCUCCUGUGGCCGGUUAUCCGUUCCCGGAAACUCAUGCUGAAGCCCCUCGAGUUGGUCCUAUGUCUAACCCACGCAAUGGUUCAAUCCGCAACCGUCGUCUCUAUGGGCAAGGAUUAACCCAGGCUGCGCAGAACCAGCAGACCUCGACCUUGAACCGCCUGGAGAGUCUGAGUCGCCAGCGUGCCGGCACUCAAGACCUCCCCUCUUUGAACCGCAACUACUCCAAAAGUGCCACUAACCUACGAGACCGCCUGCAAAAUCUUGCAAUUGUUGAGCCGGCCUCUGACUUACAACCGACUAGCCCUCCUUCAUCCGCAACGUCACCGAAGACCCGCAGGUCUGGAGAACCCGCGUUCAAAGACCGUCUUUCGCCCACAGCACCAACGGUUGGGGCUCCUCCCCUGAGCCCGCCCACAAGCGAGAACGACGAGGUUUCCUCGCUGUUGGCUGCGUCACUUCACCCAGAAGAUCAUGGAAAGGCUACCGCUAUGGGCUUGUUCAACCGGCCUGUCACUGGUUUCGACGAACAGGCAUUCUCCCGCCGUCAACUUCAAAUGCACCAGGAACGAGAGACCCCGCUCCCGCGCCGUGCAUCACCCCCGCGCCGACCUUUACCUGCAGACCCUGCGGGCCGUGCCCGGGGACUAUCGAAGUCCAGCUAUCGUUCCCGAGCAGAGUCCGCCUCGUCUCACUAUAGUAGUGAUGCGCACCGCGGCAUCGAUCAUUCUGGUGUAUCUAGUGUUGAGGCUUCUCCCUUUAGACCUGGAGUGAGAACUUUCUAUGCCAACUCAACUCCUAGCGAGUCUGGCGACGAAGGAGAAACCCCUCCUUCGCACGAACUUUCAGCGACUUCGCUGGCCACCGAGUAUGGCCCGCCGCUUCAAAACUCCAACGUAGCAUCCAAUAAGCCAUCAAAUCCCACGACAGAUCACCUCGAAACGCUGCCUGAAGUGAGAUAUUCCGAACUAGGCGAUCUUAGACCCAUUGACGAGAAUGGCCUUGAUUUCACAACUUCCUUUCCCGAAAUCAGCGACAACACGCCGAAGAGACCUGACUCGCCAACUCUGCAACCGGACCAAGGCCUUAGUGGAAUGGGGGGGAUGGUUAGAUCUCACCUGCGCCAGGAAAGUGACAGAUCUUCCAUCUUCCCUCCUCCUUCACCUCGUUUCUUGCGGCCACAGAAUGAUAGCUAUCCCCCUCAGAAUGAGGCCAAGGGCUCAAUCCCCCAGCCACCGGCCUUUCUUCCCGCAAUAGCAGAACCCCGCGAAGCGAGUCGGCCACCGUCGACAACCCGCCCGGGAACCUCGACCUCGCGAUCUCCUUCUAGACAUUCUGCAGAAGGCACUGGCCCUCGAAACAGCGAAGAGUCAUCCGCACCUGGAACUAUUCCAGAUACAGCUUCUGUGUCGAAUGGCUCGUCCUGGAGGGAGGAAUUAGAGCUUCAUCAUCGCCGUCAUGGGAGUACUGAGACCCAAAAGGAGCGAGAGGAGUUUGCCAUUGAGCUGGCGGAGAGGCGUAGGAAGGUGCAGGAGAAGCUACGAAGUGUCGCUGAGAACGAAAGCCGAUCCAGCAGCCCCACCCCAGGCCGGUCAACUCCGGACUUGUCCCGGGCUGGUAACGCAUUUGCCAUGUUGAAGCAAAAGACUAGCAAACAGGCUAGCGCAAAGCCGGAUCAGAAGAAGUUGUUCGGUUAUGUCGGUGGCAAUUCGUCUACGCCUGCUCUUCCUUCAGAUGAUUCGUUGCCUGAGGAGGAGCGGCCCUCUUUCAGCUUCGGCCGCCAUUCCAACUCUAGCUCUCCCCAUAUUGGAUCAGAGCGCUCGCUCAGGUCUCGUAUGCCAUCUGUCAGCCGCGACAACAGCUACGAGGACUCCCGUGAGUCCAGCCGCAGCCGUGGCCACUCGCCUUUCCGAGACCAGAGAGAUCGUGCCGGCUCGGAUGCAUCAGGCCGGUCCAAGAGUCGAACCAGACUUCGCGAACGGGAUGACCUUGAAACUGUGGACGAGGGUUCAAGCAUUGCACAUGGGAAGCUUGUUGCUCCUGAGGGCUAUGAGCCUCCCAUGCCUGCCUCGCGCCCUACAUCCAGUCGCCCAUCAGCAGAAAUUUCUGACCCUGCGAACUUCGACCGCACUCCUUCUGUCGCUUCGGGCAGACACCGCAGUACCAGCCGAUCCGGUACACCAAGCUUCCAAUACGAACGGCCAUUCCAGUUCUCGCAGACAAACACCUCCUCGAUCAUCGGUGCUUCGCCCCGACCCCCACCCGCCGCCCCGGCCUACUCUGCCAAUGCCACCCCUCCACUGAAUGAAAUGCCGUCAUAUGGCUCAUCUACAUCCCUGGCCUCUGCAUCCAGCAGCUCACCGAUUCCCCAACGUGGUCUGGGACAAGGCUCUCUCCUGAAGCGCCCUGUGAACAAGAAGCAGAUCUCCGAGCCUACCUUUGUCUCAUCUACAUCAGAUGUCCCUCUCGUCGGCCUCCCACCUGGAUCCUCGCUGCCUUCACCCACCACCGCACCUCCACUGCCACCUAUGAACCCCCGCCGUCGCCGCGGAACUGCCACCCAAACCAUCUUGAGUGCCUUCAAGAGCGACAAGAGCGACUCGUCGCGGGUCACUUCUCCCGUUCCGAGCGCCAUGGAUGAACAAAGCUUCUUCCCAGAACAAAGUGGCUUCAUAGAUGACGAAAAACGCCCACGCUCCCGAAACCGUCUCCGCAAAACGACUUCAAGCGAGGGCGGUAACCUGACCGGGCGUUCGCGCCAGGGAUCCAUGACUGGCACUCCGCCAGCUGUUCCUCAGUACCCGCCUCCUGCUAUCCCCAUCAAUGGAGGCAUGUUCUAA